AAUUCACACGUGCCCAGAACAAGCUCCACGCUGUGGGCCUAGACUCUGCUCCGAAUUCUGUCGUCCAACAGCCGUUGUCCAUGCUUGCCAGUGCUUCCUCCAGUAACAAAAUGACAUGAGGACCUCGCUGCUGACCGUGGGAGAGGAAUGUAGGCUCCUAAGAAUGCGCCUUGCAUGCAGCUUCCACCCUAACAUCCAUGUCUUCUGAUCGUGCUGCCCAGGACCAUGAGAACGACAGCCAUUCAUUGGUGUCCGACGCCUCUGAGGGCGAAGCUCAUUCGAAGACUCCUCAUAUCUCCCAUGAUCAUGUUCCAGAGGUCGAGAAUUUGACAUCUUAUUCCCGCCGUCGACGGCGCAAGUCGAGGCGCAGGACAAUGGGCAUGGAGCGUCCUGAGUAUAUUGUCAGAGGGAAUGAUCCAUUCGACUACGAACAGAAAUUCCCAGAGGAUAAGCAGUACGAGGAGCUUGGGCCAACUGCCAGGGUGUGGAGAACAUACCUCGAAGAAUGUGCUCCAUUUGAUAGCGAGAUGGUAGAAGGGUGGAGAGAUGGGCUAGAUGUUCUACUCGUCUUUGCUGGUCUUUUCUCAGCAGUUGUUACAACAUUUGUCGCUCAGACAUCACAGAGCCUCCAAGUUGACUACGGCGAGGUCACUGCCUCACUUUUGAUCGAGCUUAUCAAUGUCCAACGCUCCGCAUCGAAUGGUUCUCUCGUAAAUGACGUCCCUCGUUCAGACCUCGCUUUUCGUCCCACAACAUCGGACUUAUGGGUCAAUGGCUUGUGGUUCACGAGCCUCUCGCUGAGUCUCACUACUGCCCUAUUCGCUGUAUUGACAAAACAGUGGAUCCACCAGUACAUGUCUGUGCCAUCGGGAACACCACGCGACAGAUGCCGUGUACGUCAAUUCCGGUACAUGGGUCUGGAGCAAUGGGGUGUAGCCUUCAUUAUUGGACUCCUUCCUGUCCUGAUGAGCGCAUCGCUUGCUGUGUUUCUUGUGGGAUUGAUUGUUUUUAUCGUCCCCUUGCGCGUGCCGAUUGCAAGCGUUGUUGGAGCAAUCACCUUCAUAUCAUUCCUCGCCUAUAUCGUCACCAACUUCCUUCCGAUCUUAUACCCCUCGUGUCCUUACAAAACUCCGCUGUCGCAAUAUAUAUUCCCUCUCUACAGCUAUAUCCUACACAAUGGUCUUUUCAGUUCAAGGCUGAUCUCUUCGGUUUCCAAUCUUUGGACACAGCCAUCCCGUAUAUCACCCUCUGGAGCCUCUGCCGUUCGCACGCUAAGGGAUGCUGAGCGUGUGGCUGUCGAGCGUGGAGAACAUUGUAGUAGAAUCAACUAGCGCUUUGCCACUCAAGUCUGUGAAAUCUCUCGAGCGUCGUGUAGCACGUAUCUCGGUUGUAUGUUCUACAUUUCUUGAAACCCUUGUCUCAGGCCAAGACGUGUCUGUGCUCGAAAAAUACCACGACCUGCCAAGGGAUGCUUCUCUCCUGGCAUUUACGUCGG
Molecule: messenger RNA, 1495 nt
Organism: Desarmillaria tabescens
Lineage: Eukaryota; Fungi; Basidiomycota; Agaricomycetes; Agaricales; Physalacriaceae
Exons: 5
Coding region: 198-1331 (377 amino acids)
Source: RefSeq, a predicted model, not a curated record